Messenger RNA from Coregonus clupeaformis (lake whitefish), 2146 nucleotides. It is a transcript of the gene ccdc85ca, whose product is annotated as coiled-coil domain containing 85C, a. The transcript is spliced from 5 exons. The record is from RefSeq and is a predicted model, not a curated record. Gene Ontology annotation, cellular component: apical junction complex. Bases 949 to 2130 code for a protein of 393 amino acids. Lineage: Eukaryota; Metazoa; Chordata; Actinopteri; Salmoniformes; Salmonidae.
CAGUGUAAUUGCAUUUUGGUACACAAGAAGUAUAUUCAUUUCCAAUGGAAAGCUAGGUUUGCCGGACAGCAUUGCGCUGCAGAGUCGACCUGUAUGCGUAAACGGCUUGACAGAAAUGGUAGCAGAAGGUGAAUGUUGAACUUUUGUUGCACACAUAUCCAGAUGAUGCUGCAUACCAUUUUGCGCAUAAAAGUGUCGGUGUGAUCGAGGCGUUAAGCUUGAAGCUGCCAUAGGAUGCGGAGAGGAGCGGGCGAGUUCAAUCCAUCAGAUUCCAACCUGGCUGCCUUGAUGGAGGACAACAUUUAAUGAGAAUACUAUAACCCUAUAGUACACUUUUGUCUUACUUGAAAAGGAGGAAUUGAUAUACUAGCUCGUCCACGGGAUUGCUUAAUGGGGAACAUUUCUGGGACUUUCUUUUCAAUAUUGCCUGGCUGAAAGCAAGCCUGCGCUGUGGACACACACAAGCUCUGACAUCACUGGUUUACGCAGCACUGGCUGAGAAUCAGUGAGUUUGUGGGAGAUCCUUCCUAGUCACUCAGUGGUUGGUGAAUCCGGUGUCCAAGGAGACCGCUCUCUCCCAGUCUGUCAGGCGCGUAAAAGCGGGUAAGGCGUCUCAGAGAGGAGUUACCCGGGAAAAAACGAAAAGCUGCUUUUUGCGAUUUUGCUGAUUUUUACAAGGGGAUUAUCCACGGUUCUGCUGCCUGCCUGCCUGCCUGCCUGCCUAUUUGGGUCACCUGCUUAGCUCCAAGGCGCUUUUAUUAGGCUCCACAUUCCUGCCAGUGUUGAAUUGAUCUUUACCCUUCAUGUCGCAUUGGAAUGAUUUCAUCUAUCAUGGAUUUGAUUUUCUUUUACAAAGUCACUGUUGAGGCUCGGUUAGACAUCCUUUAGAUUCGGACACUGUAAACUACCAUCGAACCCACCCAUAUAGCGCAAGAUCAGGAGGGGAACAUGGCCAAAAAUGCCCCGGACGGACCAUUGCGGGAUGACUUGAGCAAGCUCUCCGGCGAGGAGCUCUCCAGGUUCGGCAAAGACGAGCUGAUCAGGAGGCUACGGAAAACGGAUAACGAGAAAAUUAACUUAAUGGUGGAGCACGGGAACAUGAUGAAAGACGUGAACCGGAGACUACAGGUCCAUCUCCACGAGAUCCGCAGCCUCAAAGAGAUCAACCAGAAGCUACAGGAUGACAACCACGAGCUCCGGGAGCUCUGCUGUUUCCUAGACGACGACCGACAGAAGGGCAAGAAGCUGUCCCGGGAGUGGCAACGCUUCGGCCGCUACACAGCCGGAUCGAUGUGGAAGGAUUUCGGGGUGUACCAUCAGAAGCUGAAGGAUCUGGAAGCCAACCAGGACUCUGUAAUGCGGGAGAACCUGGAACUGAAGGAGAUAAUUCUGAUGCUGGAUGAGGAGAGGAACGGAGCCGGGUCACGGAGCUCCAUAGAUUCCCAGUCCAGCCUGACCAACCUGAACGGGGUCACGGGAACCGUUAGGGACGUCGGGGACGGGAGCAGUACCUCCAGCACCGGCAGCGCCGGUAGUCCUGACCACCACCACAACCACAUACACAAGCCGAACGAGGGGAAAAUAGCAUCACUGCGGAGGUCUAUGGACGACCUGUCGCUGGCGUCACACAUCCACCUGCGCAUCCCUAAUGGACUGAAUGAUCCGUCUUCAAACUACAUCAGACAACUGGAGACCAAGGUCCACAUCCUAGAGGAUGACAACCAGCAGCUGCUAUCACAGCAGGCUAACAGUGGUGAUCUGAACAGUCUGAGGAAGGGUCUGUCUCUCUACCACUCUGAGUCUCAGCUCUCAUCUCUCACACAGUACCAGCAGGACGCUCUGCAGAAUGGCUCUGGUAGGACCCCUAGUGGUGAGCCGUCCUCCCCAGCAGACUACCUCCCUGUGGGCCAGAAGCCCGAGGCUGUGGUCCAUGCUAUGAAGGUGCUUGAGGUGCAUGAGAACCUAGAGAAGAAGAUCCCUGAAGACUAUGACAAGGACCUCAGUGAAAAGGAGAAGGCCAUCGUCAGGGAAAUGUGUAACGUGGUGUGGCGUAAACUGGGUGACGCUGCGGGCUCCAAACCUUCUAUCCGCCAGCAUCUCUCUGGGAACCAGUUCAAAGGGCCUUUGUAGUCCCUAGGACGACAUU